AUGUACCGUCCACGAUACCUACCUCCACCCAGGCCACUACCACCACCAGCAGCAGCAGCAGGUGCUGGUGCACUUGGCGGAGCAUUAGGUGGCGUCGGUGCUGCUGUCACCUGUAUCUGCUGUCUUGCAGCAAUUGGUUUACUCGGUCUGUGGGCAACUUUUAUUCCAUUUGUUGCUUUCUUCAAAUAUGCAUGGGAUCAAGAGACAAGAGCUUUUGGUGGUAGUCCAAACUUUCAAAAUCUUCCACAAAUCAUUUUUCUUCUUGCAAUCUGUCUGUUAACAAUUCGUUUUGUCAAACGACAGAUGUCUUCCUCAAAGGAAUCCUCAAAUAAUUCUAAUAAUAACAAUUCAACUUAUCAAAAUCAUUUAUCAGAUUAUGAAAAUGAUGCAUAUUUAAAUUCGCAAAUAUAUUCUCAACAACAAAUAUCAGGUCAUGGUUUUGACCAUAGAGGACAAUCUUAUGAAAAUAAUUUAUUUCAACAAAUGUGUCCUUUUCAAGAUGAUGCUGAUGAAGAUUUACCAAAUGAAAUAGUUGCUGAAUUAGAUGCAAGAAAUCGUAUACAAACAAAUAUUAAUGAUGAAGAUGAUUCGGUUUUUUCUGAUGUUGUACAAGAUGCUUUUAAAAAAUAUCAAAACGAGCAAGAUGAAUUAUAUGCGCAAAUGGAAGAAUGUUGGAAUUAUAUGAGUUCGGAAAAUAAUUUUGUUGAUACACCAAAAGCUUCAAUUGAACAACCUCAACAAAGUAAAUUAAAUCCGGAUGCAGUUGAAUUUAAACCAUCAUGGUUAAAAUCAUCGUCAUCAUCAUCAUCAUCAUCAAAUACAACAACAAAUGAAGGAUCUUUUGUUAUCUUGACAUCUAGUCAACCUGAAGAGUCACAAAAAAAAAUUUAA
Messenger RNA from Rotaria sp. Silwood1, 891 nucleotides. Lineage: Eukaryota; Metazoa; Rotifera; Eurotatoria; Philodinida; Philodinidae. The record is from the annotation of a GenBank genome assembly.